Nicotiana attenuata is the source of this 825-nucleotide messenger RNA. Its product is annotated as receptor-like protein kinase FERONIA. Gene Ontology annotation, cellular component: plasma membrane; plasmodesma. Lineage: Eukaryota; Viridiplantae; Streptophyta; Magnoliopsida; Solanales; Solanaceae. The coding region runs from base 1 to 825 and encodes 274 amino acids. Gene Ontology annotation, molecular function: ATP binding; transmembrane receptor protein tyrosine kinase activity. Gene Ontology annotation, biological process: protein autophosphorylation. The record is from RefSeq and is a predicted model, not a curated record. The transcript is spliced from 2 exons.
AUGAGUCAAAUAGGUUAUAUUUGCAAAACAGGUCAUGAUCCAGCCCGUUCAAUAUCUGUUGGCUUGGGUCACAAUAGGUCAAAUAACAGGUUAAUGGCUCAAUGUACCAACAACACGAUCAUCCACCGAGAUGUCAAGUCAACUAACAUCUUAUUGGACGAUAAAUGGUUGGCCAAGGUAUCAGAUUUUGGAUUGUCCAAAGUAGGUCCACUUGGUGGGACAGAUAUUACUCAUGUUAGCACGGCUGUGAAAGGAAGUUUUGGGUACGUAGACCCUGAAUACUACAAGCGACAGCAAUUGACAGAAAAAUCAUAUGUGUAUUCUUUUGGGGUGGUUCUGUUUGAAGUGUUGUGCGCUAGGCCAGCAAUGAUUCCUAACUUGCCAAAAGGCCAAGUGAAUUUGGCAGAGUGGGCUUGCAGGUGCUGGAGAAAAAGGAAUCUUGAACAAAUCAUUGAUCCUAACUUGAAAGGUCAAAUUGCCCCAGAAUGUUUAAGUAAGUUUGCAGAAUUGGCAUACCGUUGCUUGAGGGAUCAAGAGGUCCAAAGGCCGUCAAUAGGUGAUGUUGUAAGGACUCUAGAAUUUGCAUUACAACUUCAAGAGGCUGCAGAUAAUAGAGGUCAUGAGUUGGAAGGGUACAUAUACCCGCCCAGCCCAUCUUUUUGCCUGAUUACUAAUGGUGAUGCCAAUAUGUCGAGCGAUGAAGAUGAGGUUUUUUUAGGUUCCGGUGAAGUUGAAAGAAAGUUGGCAAGUAGUGGCGCAUCCAUGUCAAAAAGAAUAAAGAACGUCGCCAUUUUCUCUGAGAUCGUGAAUCCCUUGGGCCGAUGA